AUGGGGUCUGUUUCUAACCAGCAGUUUGCAGGUGGCUGCGCCAAGGCGGGCGAGGAAGAGCCCAGCGGGGAUUCGCCCAGGCCGGACGAAGACAGCCAACCCCUCUUGCAUGGCGCCGGGAUCUGUAAAUGGUUCAACGUGCGGAUGGGCUUCGGCUUCCUCUCCAUGACCACCAAGGAAGGCGUCGCCCUCGAGUCCCCCGUGGACGUUUUCGUGCACCAGAGCAAGCUCCACAUGGAAGGUUUCCGCAGCUUGAAAGAAGGAGAAGCAGUUGAAUUCACUUUCAAGAAAUCCUCUAAAGGUUUGGAGUCCAUCCGAGUCACUGGCCCCGGAGGAGUUUUCUGCAUUGGCAGCGAAAGGAGACCGAAGGGAAAAAACCUUCAGAAACGCAGGUCGAAAGGAGAUCGAUGCUACAACUGUGGUGGCCUGGAUCAUCAUGCCAAAGAAUGCAAGCUCCCUCCGCAGCCUAAGAAAUGCCACUUCUGCCAAAGCAUUGCCCACAUGGUGGCCAACUGUCCGAUCAAAACGCAGCAGUCGCCCAGUUCUCAGGGAAAGCCCACAUACUUCCGGGAGGAGGAAGAAAUGCACAGCUCAUCCUUUCUUCCUGAAACCAGGGAAUGAUCUCUGGAAAUCAGUAGGAAAUCUGCCCAGUUGACCGGCUUCAGGGCAUCAAGUCAGCCAAAAUGGGAGCAGAGAACAGCAUUGGCUCCAAGCUAUGAGUGAACAAGCACUGGGCAGGAGAGCAGCAGCUUUUAUCUUUAGCAAAGGCAAAAACUUGAGUGGAAGGGGGAAACCCUUUUUCUCCUUUUAGUGGGUGGGGAAUCUAAGGAAUCCCUUUCUUAAUCAGUUUUGUGAAAUUGGAAGAAAAAGCCAAAGGUACCUUUGUGAGCUUGGCUUUCUUCACUAAUCCGAGUGAAGAUCAAGAAAAUGCAAAAAACAAAAAAACCCUGAAGUUAUGGAUCUCAGGAUGUGUUUGUACUUGAGUUAAAUGUGUUUGUGUGUCUGUGUCUCUCUGUGUGUAUAUGUCAUUGCUACACAUUGACAAGACCAUUGGAAUUGAAAUAAGAUAACUGGCAGGCUCCCCUCUCUUAAGACAAUCCGAGGGUCAAGGAAGGAAGAGUCCCACUUUAGAAGUCUUUAGGGACACCGACUCCCCAAACUGCCUGCCCCAUGUUCUCUUAACAGAAAAUAACUGAAUCUCCUCUAUUUUCAUAUCUGAACUGGGAUUCAUUUGUUGUUAGGGAGAAGUAAGAGCCACAUGCUUUUAGAUGUUUAUGGGACCUGAAGGAGUAUUGGCAGGCGCAGGAAUCUGAUUUCUGCCAAAACAAACCUGAAGGAUUAGAUCUGUUUAACUUCUGUGCUAUUAACGUCUAUAGCCAUACUCCUUCCUGCAGGUGCUUGUUUGGCUAAUUCAGAUGUUUAACACACACACACACACACACACACACACACACACACACACACACACGAUACAAACACAUAGACACAAAAAUGCAAAUUUGGCACAUAUCUAAUAUUGCCAUGCAUGCGACCUACAUAUUUUUCAUUCUCUAAAUGAGCACAAGGGUUCUAAGUUUAAAUAUGUGUUUACUUUGUCAAGCCCACUCAUCAGAUAAAAACUGCUGCUCCAUUGCCCAGCUUAAUUUCUGUAGCUCUGCCUUUAAUUUAUUUUGUUCCCGCGGACAGCUGGACUUGCCGUGUGAAAAGCGGGAGGGUGGGUGGACCUCUCUCUGCUCUGAAGCCGUGAUGUGAAAUCUGCACUACGAUGUGCGUGAAUGACGUAUCUUUGGGUUUGUUAUUUUUAUUUUGCUUUUCUUUGGGAGGGGGGAAUGUUCCCUUGUUUUAAAAGUAUAAAUAUUCUGUUUUGUAUUUUUGUAUAUUUUAAAUUUUAAGAGGAAAAAAAGGAAGAAAAAAACGACACGAUUCUGCAAUUUAUUCUCAGGUAUUCUCACACAUCUCAGGGAUGGAAGAAUCUUGGCAGCUCUGGGGCUGAAUGGAUCAGCGUUUAACAGCACAAAGAAUAAGAGAGCCUCCGUUUUUAAAACAUUUUGUAGCUCUAACAAUCUCUGUGUGUGAGUGCAUUGAUGUUUCUAAAUGCUGUAUUUUAGUAGAUUUCUUCUUUUCCCUCUUGGAUACAAGUGAAGGUAAAAGGAUUUGUGGCACAGCUCAGAGGAAAGUCUCCAUGUAGAGAUACUUCUGUGGGGCUUCCUUCCUUUCCCCCUCAAAGUUGCAUAAGCUAAAGGUUUCUCCAAGGACUGCCUGUGGACCAACAAGCCAAAGGGAAGGAUAUCCCACAGCAGUGCAUUAUAUUGGUGAUGUAAUUUAUACCCUAGUAUAGUUUUGGUGCCUGAUAGGAUCUCCUCUGUUCCACCUAUCCUUAAGCCUUUUGACUCAUUGACCAUUCCUGCAUCUCAUCUCUAGUAGAAUUUCUUGUUCAUGCAUGUUAGAGUCUAGACCCAUAUUAUCCUUUAACUGUCAGUUUCAUGUAAUGUUCAGAUUCUGCAAGUCUUAAGAAACUGAAAUAGGAAAGGGGAGAAUCUGUAAAUUGGUCAGAAAACUUUGACACCUCUUGAAAGUAGAGAAAUGUACUUGCUGCGUCAGGCACAUCAGCAGACAUGUCCACUUAUCCAGGUCAGGAUGUCUUAUAUUCCAAGCCCCAUGAAUUAUUUGAAAUAAACAAAAAAAAAUCCAUCUCUCCUUUCCAUAUUUUUGUCAGGAAAAGAAAAAGAGAAACUAUAUUUCAUUUGCUGCCUUUUCACUCUGCCCCAAACCCACAGUUGAAGGAUGUCACCUCACUCUGCUGAAUAGUAGGGCUUGCCUGCUGGAGGUGAUAUUGCAAGCAGGAAAGGAUCUGCAAAGAUGGGAGAGUUAGGCAGCAAUUGAGAGCAUGUAACACUGCAGAUGUUGAUAAAUCAUAGCUGUAUUAGCUAUGCUGGCUGGGACACUGAAUUGUAUUUUGGAGCACCCAACUUCCCAGUUUUCUACUCUGCUACUCUUGGGAAGUUGUGUAGGAUCUGCUGUUUGAUAUCAAAGUAACUAGCUUUCUCGCAGUUGCUAAGGGGUGAAUGCAGCACUCUUAAAACAUUUAAGUGGAACAGUGAAAACUAAAUGUGUUUUGGGAACUUACAGAACUGAGCAAUACAAUUCAAAAGAUGCUGAACAACUUAAAACUUCCAUGUCAUUCGUCUUCUGACUCACCCAUCACAGAAAUAGUGGCAGUGAGAAAUAUGCAGGUGGUUAAUUUUGAUAUGUUGCUGUGAAGAAACUACUGUAUCUACCUCAGGAUUCUUUUUGAUGACAAUAGGUGUCAAAUACAAUAGAACUUACCACUAGGUAAGUUACUUUGCUCUAGAUUGGUCAAAGAAUGAAUGCUUCCCUAGGCUGUGCCCAAAAUUUAGAUUGUGGCACCUUGGAGUUUUGAAUCUGCUUUUUAUUAAGAAGAAAAAAGAAGGAUAAGUGACACUCUUCCUCUUUCUAGAUGCUUAGUCUGUGUAAAUAUCUCAUGUAAAGUUGUCUGAUUUCUUCCCAAUUUCUUCUUGGAUUAUUGUUUACAAACGUAAGAAAAAUAGCCAAAGCAAGGGGGUUGUAUUUGCACCAGAGAUAUGGGGGUAGGGUUCCCUCUUUGUACUUUAUUGUAAUUCUGCCAAGUGAGAGCUGGUGAAGUCCCCUCUCCCCAUCUCUCUUGUAACUGCUGAGAUCAUUGGAUUAUUGGAUAACGGUGAUUUAUCUGUAAGAGCAUUGAAUGGAAAAGAAAAUCAUGUUUUGAAACUCAUUGUAGUGAGGUUGGAUAGCACCAGCGGUAGCUUUGCAUCGCUCUGUUUUCAAAAAAUGGGAAAGUGAGAGAUUUUGGACAUUGAAAAAAAAAUGUCUUGAAAGACCUUUGACUUGGUCUUACAAAUAAAUUGCUGUCUGGCACAAGGAAUGAGAAUACAAUUUGGAGAGUGGUGGACACUAUGCAUAAAGAGUAAACGGUGUGAAUGGCAGGCAGGGUAAAGCCAUGUCCGCACUCAGGGUCAUUGUGGUGUGGGGAAUUUGAAU
Molecule: messenger RNA, 4038 nt
Organism: Thamnophis elegans (Western terrestrial garter snake)
Lineage: Eukaryota; Metazoa; Chordata; Lepidosauria; Squamata; Natricidae
Gene: LIN28A
Product: lin-28 homolog A
Exons: 4
Coding region: 1-621 (206 amino acids)
Molecular function (GO): nucleic acid binding; zinc ion binding
Source: RefSeq, a predicted model, not a curated record